AUGCCACAACGUACGACUGCUGCUCUGAUAGUGAUAGGCGAUGAAAUAUUAAAAGGAUCUACAAUAGACACGAACUCAGGGUUUCUUGCAAGUAGACUGCAUAAAAUUGGCGUACAAUUGAAAAGAGUCUCCGUGAUCGGCGAUGAUGUCGAAGAUAUUAGCGAAGAAAUUUCGAGAUUCAGUAAGAAGUUUGAGAUUGUUUUCACGACUGGUGGUGUUGGGCCGACCCAUGACGACAAAACCUAUCUAGGCUUGGCGAAAGCUUUCAACGCUGAUUUGGAGGCUUCUCCCGAUAUAUUAAAUGCAGUAAGCAAGUAUAUGCAUAACACAUCAGCUAAAAAUGAGAGUUUCGCUUUGAAGCUCAGUAAUAUACCGGUCAACUCCAAACUUCUUUGGGGCUCUCAUCCAUUAACAGGCGCGAGCUCGCCGUUUCCGAUUGUUCGGUUCCACAACGUCAUUGCAUUUCCGGGUGUUCCUGCUUUCUUCGAAAGAGCUUUUGAUUCUUUAAAGAAUGAACUGUUCCCUCCUGAAAAGUAUCCAACCCGCUUCAGUGAGACUGUUUAUACCUCGUUAGAUGAGUUUCAAUUUUCCUCAUCCUUGGAUCGGAUAGCUGAAAAGUAUGAUGGUGUUGUUGAAAUCGGCUCUUACCCUGUGAUAAAAAAUAAGUAUUAUAAAACUAAGCUCAUAAUCGAAAGCGAUGAAUUGGCAUUGGGGCAAGAUGUGAUAAAGGAGAUUCAAGACUUCUUGCAUGACGCGCAAGUAUAUUAUGAUGAAGCUCCCUGGGACAGCACAGUGAUCAAAAUGGAAACUUUCAUCCGAAGGCAGGAAGACGAUUUUAGUAAUAAGAUCAGACAAGCAACCGACAUCAUCGACAAAAUUCUGGACGAAUAUUCACUUGAAGAAAUCGCACUCUCGUUCAAUGGAGGUAAAGAUUGUACUGUCCUACUUCAUUUCCUGCGAUUAGCUGUCGACAAAAAAUAUGGAGCUGGAAAACAACUACAAGGGUUCCAUAUUAUGUGUGAUGAUCAGUUUCCAGAAGCUACUCAAUUCAUAAUAGAUGCGGCUAGGAACUAUAACAUCAUUGUGCAUGAACUGCCUGGUCCUUUAAAAGUAGGUCUUGAAAGAUUGAAAGUUUUGAAACCAAAGAUAACUGCUGUUCUCAUGGGAAGUCGAUUAACAGAUCCAAAGGGAAAAUACAUGAAAUCGCCAACACAGUGGACAGAUAAUGAUUGGCCUACAGUUCUAAGAGUAUGCCCUGUCUUAUAUUGGAGUUAUCAGGAUGUUUGGAAGGCUUUGCGUGGUUUAUGCAUACCUUACUGCAUUCUCUAUGAUAUGGGAUACACCUCACUGGGAGGUCGUGAAAACACGUUUAAGAACCCAAAACUAAAAGUUUCAACGCCAGAUGGCAAAGAAAAAUAUUUGCCAGCUUUCAUGCUACAAGAAUCUGAUUUCGAAAGAAAUGGUAGAGAAUAG
Molecule: messenger RNA, 1473 nt
Organism: Auanema sp. JU1783
Lineage: Eukaryota; Metazoa; Nematoda; Chromadorea; Rhabditida; Rhabditidae
Source: the annotation of a GenBank genome assembly